This is a messenger RNA of Fukomys damarensis (Damara mole-rat), 2836 nucleotides long. RefSeq names its product Wnt family member 7B (gene Wnt7b). Bases 55 to 1116 code for a protein of 353 amino acids. Gene Ontology annotation, molecular function: frizzled binding; cytokine activity. Gene Ontology annotation, cellular component: extracellular region. NCBI's taxonomy places the organism in Eukaryota, Metazoa, Chordata, Mammalia, Rodentia, Bathyergidae. The transcript has 4 exons. The record is from RefSeq and is a predicted model, not a curated record. Gene Ontology annotation, biological process: neuron differentiation; cell fate commitment; multicellular organism development.
GCCCAGGAGCCCUGUCGGAGAGGCCUGCCCAGCCCCCUAGGCGGGCGGCCCAUCAUGCUCCUGCUGUCGCCCCGCAGCGCGCUCCUCUCCGUCUAUUGCCCGCAGAUAUUUCUCCUCCUGUCCAGCGGCAGCUACCUAGCACUGUCGUCCGUGGUGGCCCUGGGAGCCAACAUCAUAUGCAACAAGAUUCCUGGCUUGGCCCCGCGUCAGCGUGCCAUCUGCCAGAGCCGGCCCGAUGCCAUCAUCGUGAUCGGGGAGGGGGCACAGAUGGGCAUCAACGAGUGCCAGUACCAGUUCCGCUUUGGCCGCUGGAACUGCUCCGCCCUGGGCGAGAAGACCGUCUUUGGACAAGAGCUCCGUGUAGGGAGCCGCGAGGCCGCCUUCACCUACGCCAUCACUGCGGCCGGAGUGGCCCACGCCGUCACGGCCGCCUGCAGCCAGGGCAACCUGAGCAACUGUGGCUGCGACCGGGAGAAGCAAGGCUACUACAACCAGGCAGAGGGCUGGAAGUGGGGAGGCUGCUCCGCUGACGUGCGCUACGGCAUCGACUUCUCCCGCCGCUUCGUGGACGCCCGCGAGAUCAAGAAGAACGCGCGGCGGCUCAUGAACCUGCACAACAACGAAGCCGGCCGCAAGGUUCUGGAGGACCGCAUGAAGCUGGAGUGCAAGUGUCACGGCGUGUCGGGCUCCUGCACCACCAAGACCUGCUGGACCACGCUGCCCAAGUUCCGCGAGGUGGGCCACCUGCUGAAGGAAAAGUACAACGCGGCCGUGCAAGUGGAGGUGGUGCGGGCCAGCCGCCUGCGGCAGCCCACCUUCCUGCGCAUCAAGCAGCUGCGCAGCUACCAGAAGCCCAUGGAGACGGACCUGGUGUACAUCGAGAAGUCGCCCAACUACUGUGAGGAGGACGCAGCGACAGGCAGCGUGGGCACACAGGGCCGGCUGUGCAACCGCACCUCGCCGGGGGCCGACGGCUGUGACACCAUGUGCUGCGGCCGCGGCUACAACACGCACCAGUACACAAAGGUCUGGCAGUGCAACUGCAAGUUCCACUGGUGCUGCUACGUCAAGUGCAACACCUGCAGCGAGCGCACCGAAGUCUUCACCUGCAAGUGAGGGACACCUCCCUGGCAGCACCGUGCCCACCCGGCGUCCGAGGUCUGCGGUGCCGGGGUCCCCGUGGGGAGCCAGCAGUGAACCCUGAGGCUGCGACACGUCCCAGACCACAGAGUUGCGACCAGACUCUGAGGGUCCCCUCCCUGCCAGGUGGCUGGACACAGAAAGGCCGUGCUGGCCUGUCGCACGCAACACUGAUUCCCUGGCCCUAUCCCCUGGGGCCCAGGGCAGUGUGGACGGAGCUUGAUAAGGUUAUUUAUGUUUUCUUAGCAUCAGAAGAGGAUUCUUGGCACUAACAGAUGCGUAGCUGGUCCUAACUCCACACUUUGUGUCCACCCGGCCCCUGAUGCCCCUCUUCGGCCUCUCCCUCCGCCCCCCUGCAGGUCCCAGGUGCCAGGGUUAGCAGGAGAGGACCUUGGAACACAGCCUGGCUUCCCUUCCUCUUUGGAAAUCAUAUCACAGAAGUCAAAAUGUUCCUUGUGCCAGGUUCCAGGAGUGCCCGGUCCCCUUCCUAGUCCUUCACGCUCCUGGCCAGCCAUUGGCCUGGCACCUGCAGUUUACAGAGUCCUCCCUCCCUGGAGCCAGCCUGACCCCCAGGAUGGCAGGGCUGGGCUGGGGAACUCCCCAAAUGCUGGUCCCACCUGACAGAUGGGGCACUAAGGCCCAGAGACCCUUCAGCUGUGAGUGGUGCUUCUGCCUGAGUCCCCACCCAGGAUACCCAGCAGGCCCUUGCCCAAGAGCCCUAGCUGCUCCCUUCCCAGCCACAGCCUCGGGCUGCACACCCUGGCAGUCGGUGCCUUUGAGGUUCUCAGAGCCCCAACCUGGUCCUUCUGCUCGACCCCAAUGUUGGGAAAAUUGGCAAGCAGGGCUAAGAGUACCUGUCAGGGCCCCCACCUGCCAUCUGGGGACACCUGCUCUCCAGACGUCACCCCAAGUUGAGCAAACCUUUCCCCUCCCAGUCACCUCCUCCAAAACCUUGAAGAUGGGGUUGGAAUAGGAGGUAGGACUCAGGGCUGGGCCAUCCUUUCUGGGCUCCCACUCUGUCCCUGAGGAGACAGGCACUGAGGGUGCGGCCUGCCCAAGGCCAGCAAAUGGCUCCAAGCCACCAUCCCGCCCACUGCUCCCUGUGUCCCCAGUGUGCCCCCAGCGGGCUUGAACGAUGGCCUGGGGCAGUUGACCCCUGUCUGGGUGCUGGCCCUGCGUCCACAUGUCUGAUGAUGCCAGGAUACCCCAACCUCUGGGCCGCUGUGAACGCCCCACCCUACCCUGGCCCCUGCCUCACCCCAGUCCCAGGACACCCCAAGUCCACAGGCUGGCGUCCUCCACUGAGGAGCCCGGGUAACUUAUGCUGUUAUAUAGUGUCCAGAUGUCUAUAGUGUCUUUUAAGUUAUUGUGACCUACACUGGGAACUGGAGGGGACGGUGGGGAUGGCCGAGGCCGUGCCCCCGAGCCAGGCUCCUCCUUCUGCUUGAAAUGACCCUCGGGGCCGACGCUGCCACCGAGGCCCCCGCACUGUCUCUGGGGUACCAAGCACCCAGCCGAGCCCGCCGUCCCUCGAGGGGGCCAUCUCAGGCGUGGGGGCCAGCAUGGCCCAGGCAGGCACUGGCCACCCAUUCCAUGUGCAGGGCUGGAGGUGGCUGGGCACCGGGCAUCCCAGAAGUGCCCAUUUCUGACGGCUGUGCUGCUGGCCUCCCCUGGAGGGGAGCUUGGUCCCAAUAAA